UUUUUUCCUUUAAGUUGGCUGCUCUGUCAGCUCUUUGUUCAUAGUGGCAACGGUUGAACAUUGUCAGCGUUUCUACUCUUACGGUUGGGCGGUCUCAUUCGUCUUUCGACAGUUGCGGAAGACGAUCUGUAUUAUCGAUUUGUUCGAUUUUUUUCAAAUAAACCUCGCUUAUCUUUCUUCGUCAACAAAAUAUAAUGGGUGAUGACUGGGGCAAAACUGUUUCUUACGCUAAUGAAAAAGAUCAAUCUUACUUCGACGAAGGUGGACGCAGUUAUGGAAAAGGAAGAGGAUUUAUAAUACAAAACAACAAUAACGAUGAUUGGCAUGUGGGUAAAAAAAAUUCCAAGAGUGGAAAUAUAAAUGAUGGUGAAUUUAAUGAUGAAAAUUAUUGGCAAUGUAACGAUAAGAACACUGAUUUUGAAGAAACUGGUAAAGGUAGAGGUAGAGGUCAUGGUAAAGGAGUAUCUAAAGGAAGAGGAGGUAAUCGUGGAAGAACAGGAUUUAAUAAUAGAAAUAAAGAUGGUGACGAUAAUAAUGAUUAUAAGGAUAACGAUUAUGGUAAUCAGGAUAAUAGAAAUGAUAGACGAAAAAAAACAUUUGCUGCUCGAGAAGAUAAUGACGACGAAGAAGUAAAGCCUAAGGAACAAUAUAUCCCACCAGAAUUACCUAGCGAUGAAAAAUCAUUAUUUGAAAAUGGUGUCGAGAUAGGCAUUAAUUUUGAUAAAUAUGAUAAUAUACAGGUUAACGUGAGCGGAGAGAAUGUGCCUGAACCGAUAGAAAGUUUUGAGGCAGCUGGUCUUAGAAAUAUUGUUUUGGACAAUAUAAAAAAGUCUGGAUAUAAAAAACCUACUCCUGUACAGAAACAUGCUUUGCCAAUUAUUAUGAAUGGUAGAGAUUUAAUGGCUUGUGCCCAAACUGGUUCAGGAAAAACCGCUGCAUUCGCAGUCCCUAUUAUAAAUACAUUAUUAGAGAGAUCUGUCGAUUUGGUUGUAACUUCGACAUAUUGCGAACCACAAGUUGUCAUCGUGUCGCCCACUCGAGAACUUACCAUACAAAUAUGGCAACAAAUUGUUAAAUUUUCACUCAAUUCAAUUUUGAAAACUGUAGUUGCAUAUGGUGGAACAUCUGUUAUGCAUCAAAGGGGAAAGCUCUCCGCUGGUUGCCACAUACUUGUAGCAACGCCUGGAAGAUUAUUAGAUUUUGUAGAAAAAGGAAGAGUAAGAUUUUCUUCUGUACAGUUUCUCGUAUUGGAUGAAGCUGACCGUAUGUUAGACAUGGGAUUUUUACCUAGUAUCGAAAAGAUGGUGGAUCACGAGACUAUGGUUCCUUUGGGCGAAAGGCAGACAUUAAUGUUUUCUGCCACUUUCCCGGAUGAAGUGCAACAUUUGGCAAGAAGAUUUUUAAACAAUUAUUUGUUCCUUGCAGUUGGUAUCGUAGGUGGAGCUUGUUCAGACGUGGAACAAAACUUUUACGAAGUUGCUAGAAAUAAGAAAAAAGACUUGCUCAAAGAAAUAUUAGAAAGAGAAAAUGAUUCGGGUACAUUAGGUGGCACUCUAGUAUUCGUUGAGAUGAAAAAGAAAGCCGAUUUUAUUGCCGUUUUCUUAUCUGAGAAUAAUUAUCCUACUACCAGUAUUCAUGGCGAUAGAUUGCAGAGGCAAAGGGAAGAAGCAUUAGCUGAUUUUAAAAGUGGAAGGAUGUCCAUUUUAGUAGCUACGGCAGUUGCUGCAAGAGGUUUAGACAUUAAAAAUGUUUCGCACGUUAUAAAUUACGAUUUGCCAAAAGGGAUUGACGAGUACGUUCAUCGAAUUGGAAGAACUGGACGCGUAGGAAAUCGAGGACGAGCGACUUCUUUCUUCGAUCCCGAAGAAGAUGCACCAUUACGAGGUGAUCUCGUCAGAAUAUUGAAGCAAGCAAAUCAAUCCGUACCAGAUUGGUUAAUGGGUGGAAACGCGACUAGGAAUUUCAUGCCUGGAAGAGGUAUAAGCAAAUUUGGAGGUGAAGAUGUUAGAGAGUCUGAAGCAUUCGCGGAAGAAUAUACGGAAGAAGCGUAUUCCGUAUCACAAGAACCGGAAGAGGAAUGGUAGAAAAUUUAUUUUUUCCAAUCUAAGUAUGUUUUAUCAUAUUAUUCUUAGAAACAGGGUAGUAAAGCUUUGUUUCUUUAUUCGCUCUAAGUCAGAGGUACAAAGAAUUUUCUAUUCAUUAUAUUUUUAUAUAUUUAACGUUAAUAAUCCAACAAGAUUAAUACAUAAUACUAGUAACUUUUCUUUUAUCUAAAUAAACAGUAAUUAAUAACUUAUUUAUAUGAAAUAGACUGGAUUGUAAACCUGUUUAGAACUAUAAGUUACAUAUGAGAUAAUAUAAUGUUAGUUUUGUUGAUGCGAAGAGUUUAACUUUAAGAGAUAAUACGCAAUUUGCGAAAACGUUCCAAUUGUAUUUUUGAAUACAAGUUUAUCUCAUUGUAUCGAUCGUACAAAUAUUAGCUUUUAAGACCAAAUCAUGAAAUUAUUAUACGUAAAGACGCAACACUUUAUUUUAUAAAACGGUACUCUCUAAUAUUAUGUUAAGUGUUUUGUACGUUCCUUUUUAUAAUAAAAAGUUGUAACGACGAACUAUUUUGAAUAUUUUUUAAUCAUUUGUCAAAAAAAAAAAAAA
Molecule: messenger RNA, 2652 nt
Organism: Apis florea (little honeybee)
Lineage: Eukaryota; Metazoa; Arthropoda; Insecta; Hymenoptera; Apidae
Gene: vas
Product: ATP-dependent RNA helicase vasa
Molecular function (GO): nucleic acid binding; RNA helicase activity; ATP binding
Source: RefSeq, a predicted model, not a curated record